This is a messenger RNA of Notodromas monacha, 1959 nucleotides long. The record is from the annotation of a GenBank genome assembly. NCBI's taxonomy places the organism in Eukaryota, Metazoa, Arthropoda, Ostracoda, Podocopida, Cyprididae.
AUGGGGAAUGGAAUGAUUGCUGCCUCAAUUUCAUCUGACGCGCUCCCCACCAGUGAUGAGCCGAUAGUGAGGGACUCGUCAAAUGAGUUCGAUUCCGAUGACUACGACGGGUCGAUAACAUUCUAUUUAUGGCUUCACGGUAGCUGGACUCCAGUGCUAAUCGACGACCGUUUGCCGUAUUUAAACUAUGAUUCAGGAGGUGGGCGACUUCUUUUUUCCAGUGGCACCGACCCGGACGAAUUUUGGCUCCCUUUGCUUGAAAAGGCGUUUGCCAAGGUUUAUGGGAGUUAUGAAGCCCUGGAAGGAGCUCAAGAAAUUGAUGUCCUGGUUGAAUUAACUGGAGGAAUUGCCAUGAAAUCGCAGCUGGGAGAAAUCCUUUCUUCGAGUGAUUCAAAUGCUGAGCGAGAUUUUUUCAAGCGAAAUUACAUGUGGUUCUUACACGGAGCCUUGCUAAUCUGUCACAGAGACAGGGGAGGGAAAAGAAUCGAAAACGGAUUGAUUGACAAAUGCUCGUACACCGUAACAAACAUGGCGUACGUUUCGACUCGGGGAUCUAAAGAACCUUUUCGAUUGCUCAGGAUCAAAGCUCCAUGGAACACGUCAAUGGAAUGGGAUGGUCGUUGGAGAGAUACUGAUGAACAAAGCUGGUCAAUGGUCAGCGACGAGACGAAAGCUAGGAUUGGUUACGAGAAGCACCCCACAGACGGAGAAUUCUGGAUGUGCUGUUCUGAUUUCUGUGAAGAAUUUAGCGCAAUCACUAUCUCAUUGGAACCUGGAGAAUGGAAGGGCAAGUCGGCCGCCGGAUACAAAUUCAAGGAAAACAAAAUAUUUCCAUGCUUCGGAAAUCCUCAGUUUCUUCUUACUGUCACUGAAGCCGACGAUGACGAUGAAGAGGGCAAUUCGACGUUGAUGAUUGGUUUGAUGCAAAAGCGAAGGAAGGAUAAUAUUGUCAAGUACUUCAACGCAGCAUUCUAUGUGUAUAAAUUGAAGGCGAAAAGUGCGCAGUGUCCAUUCGGUUCUACAUUUACCAUGGGUUGUGGAUCUUCAGCUGAAGUCGUUCCUCCUGACGCGAAAGACAAUCUUGAAGAGGACCCGGAAGACGGCUUAUUCAAAGACAGCGACUUUCCCGCGGACAUCUCGGCCAUCUGUUACAGUGAAGAUGGUCGGAAAAAAUACGAAGCUCUCAAGAUUGUAUGGAAGCGACCCCCAGAACUGAGGGAAUCCCCUUGUCUAAUGGUCGAAGGAGUUUGCAGCACUGACAUCGUACAAGGCGAACUGGGCGACUGCUGGUUUCUGUCGGCAUGUGCUGCAGUUGCACGAGAAAGUUCCAUCGUCACUGCGGUAUUCAGAGAACAUGCUGCGGAUCCACACGCGUGCAAAAAUUCCAGUGGCAUUCUUGGACUUCAGUUUUGGCGCUAUGGUACAUGGGAGCCCGUCACAAUAGAUGACAGACUCCCUUGUAUUGUCAACGAAGACGGGAAAACCUACAAGUUACUUUUCGCUAGAUGUGGAAAUCCUGACGAAUUCUGGCUUCCGAUGAUCGAAAAGGCAUACGCCAAGUACUUCGGUCUGCUGUGUUGGUGUCUCAUAAGUGCGAGUCAUCAAGUUUUGGGCAGGUGCGGCGUCCAAGAUGGCGCCUUCGUCUGUUCAAACGUUUGCGAUGAGGACGUUUUGGACUCGGAGGCUUUCAGGUUUGGAGUGGACUUCGUCGGACGUGUUCUGGACUUGAACUGCGUGCGAUUUUACGGUCUUUCGAGCGUUAGAUUGUACGCCCGAACUCGCUGCGUCGGGAAGAUAACGCCGGCGAUCCGCAGGGUGGUUUCGCCCUGGGAGUUGUGCGGGGGCGCUGCUGAUAAAGAUCCAGCAGAGGUUUUUCGGACCCGCACUUCGACGUUGUUGACAGGAACCAUGACGGUUUCGGGAACGUUGCCAGGUCAAAAAGUAGAGGUUUCCACCACA